CUGUGUGCAGGAAUGAAGAGCGCGCGACGGUCCUUCGGCUAUGGCGGAACCGGAGCUUGAUUAAACUCACUCAGGGGCUAACAGCUGGCAGUAUAACAGGCAAAAAAGGACAGGAAACAUACGAAAAAUGACUCCUCUCUAAAUACGGACGAGUCUUGUUCAUUUGUGCUUCUUGUAAAGUAGCCCAAAGUAAUCCAUCCUCUGUGAGAAAGCGCUGCUUCUACAGUGAGUGAGAAUGAGGCAGUAAGUCACUGAAGCUAAUGUCUGCUUGCGCCCUUCUUUUUUCCUUCUCGGGUAUAAUAACUAUAUGAAGCUUUGUUUCUGAAUUAAUUAGCUGUUAUAGUAUAUGAGUGUAUUCUCUAGGGUAAAUGUUACUACCUGAAACACUUAGUUUCCCCUUGGUAUUAGUUUUAUUAUUUAAUUCGUCGAGCACUUGGUCGGUUAUUUAGUCCGUAACUUAAUGUCUUCCUUCAGAGAGAGAGAGAGAGAGAGAGAGAGAGAGCUCUCCGUAUACGGCUCUCUCUCUCUGCUUUCACACUGACAUAAAUGGUCAUUCACAGGACGAGCUGAUCUGCUGAUCUGAGGUGGCAAAAACACUUUGCAAAGUGAUAUUUCGUUAAAUAUCUGUGAAUGACGCCCUACCUCAUUUCUUGCGUAAAUUACGGGAGGUGACAGAAGCUCCGUCUGCGUUGUGGCGAAGCUUCAUAACGGAUCCAGCUCCUCUGAAGUGUCUCUCAGCCGCUCAGCGCGCGCGUGUAUGUGUGAGUGUGUGUGUGUGUGUGUUUCUGGGCUGGAGUAAAAGAGAGUAUCUUUCACACUCAGGGACAGAGGGAGGGGAACGAGAAGCUUACGCUGAUGUCGGCAGGUGCCCUCCCCUCAUCAAAUUUCUACCACUGACAUGGUGACACUUGUUCAGAAGUCCGGGUUCGAGGCGGCUCGUGCACACACAGCGAGAGCAGCGCGGAUGCUCGCCGCUUGUAAGCAGGUGAAACGCAUCAGAAGAAAGACUUCGUUGUAGCCGGUGAGCUCUAAUAAAGACAAUCCCGCUGAUGACAAUUUGAGCAUUGUGACCGAAGCUCUACUCAAAGUUUCUUCAUUGCACAUCACUUUAUAUGCGCGCCUUGCCGGUGCCAAGCGCACGUGUCCAGCCGGCGCUGGCGAUGCAAUGCCGCGCGACCACGGCGGCGACGAAAGCACCUCUGGCCUCUGGAUGAAAGCGUCUCCGGGGCGCCGGGCCGAGAACUACGGCCUGAAGGAUGUGGAGGGCGGACGCAGGGCGAUGAGCAGCGCCGACAGUGCGAGGAGAGCCCGCGGCGCCCGUCUCAGUCUGCUCGGCAAGCCGCUGGCGUACGGGGCGCAGAGCGGCCGGCGGAACGCGCGCUACCGGAAGCUGCAGAACUACCUGUACAACGUGCUGGAGAGACCGCGCGCCUGGGCCUUCGUCUACCACGCGUUCGUCUUCAUCCUGGUGUUUGGCUGUCUGGUCCUGUCUGUGUUCUCCACCAUCCCGGAUCAUAUGGACCUCUCUAACCACUGCCUACUCAUACUGGAGUUUGUAAUGAUCGUUGUGUUUGGUCUGGAGUACAUUAUUCGCAUCUGGUCUGCUGGAUGCUGCUGUCGCUACAGAGGAUGGCAAGGGAGACUGCGCUUUGCCAGGAAGCCCUUCUGUGUCAUAGACAUCAUUGUGCUUAUUGCGUCCAUUGCUGUUGUAUCAGCUGGCAGCCAGGGAAACAUUUUUGCCGCGUCUGCACUGCGCAGCCUUCGCUUCUUACAGAUCCUGCGGAUGGUGCGCAUGGACCGACGAGGGGGUACCUGGAAACUGCUGGGAUCUGUAGUCUAUGCCCACAGCAAGGAGCUGGCAACUGCCUGGUACAUUGGGUUUCUCGUACUGAUCUUCUCUUCGUUCCUGGUUUACUUGGUGGAGAAAGAUUUAAACAAGCAGUUUACCACCUAUGCUGAUGCACUUUGGUGGGGGACUAUCACUCUUACUACCAUUGGCUAUGGGGAUAAGACGCCUCAGACCUGGCCAGGGCGACUCCUGUCAGCAGGUUUUGCUUUGCUGGGGAUCUCCUUCUUUGCCCUGCCUGCGGGGAUUCUAGGCUCGGGCUUUGCUCUGAAGGUGCAGGAGCAGCACAGACAGAAACACUUUGAAAAGAGGAGAAACCCAGCUGCCAGUCUUAUACAGUGUGUUUGGCGUAGUUAUGCGGCUGAUGAGAACUCGGUUUCCAUUGCUACCUGGAAGCCUCAUUUGAAGGCAUUGCAUACCUGCAGCCCUACAAAGAAAGACCAGGGCGAAUCCACCACCAGUAAGGUUCAUAGUAAUAGACAGAAGCUCUUCAGGAAGUAUACCACAAGGAAUUAUAGUCAAAAACUGAGCUUUAAGGAACGGGUACGCAUGGCCAGUCCUCGUGGUCAGAGCAUUAAGAGCAGGCAGACAUCACUGAAUGAUAGACGCUCUCCUGUGACUGAGGUAGCCACAGAGGGGAGCAGUCCAGCCAAGGUACAAAAGAGCUGGAGUUUCAAUGACCGAACACGUUUCCGACCCUCGCUCAGACUCAAGAGCCAAUCACGCACUAUGGCCGAAGCUGACAGUUUGGGAGGAGAGGAAUGUUUUGAUGAGAAAGGCUGUCACUGUGAUGUCACUGUGGAGGAUCUGUCUGCUCCUCUGAAGACAGUCAUCAGAGCUGUCAGAAUAAUGAAGUUCCACGUGGCCAAGAAGAAGUUCAAGGAGACUCUGCGGCCAUAUGAUGUGAAAGAUGUGAUUGAACAGUACUCAGCCGGGCACUUGGACAUGCUGUGUCGCAUCAAGAGUCUCCAGACUAGGUUGGAUACAAUAGUGGGUCCACCACAGACCCUGAGCAGCAAAGCCAAGACUUUUUCCUCUCCCUCCCUGCACUCGUAUUACAGCCAAGCCAAGAGGAAGCACUCGGCCCCAGGACUUGUCACAGGCUUGUGUCCACAGCAGAGCCUCAACAGCAAAGCCAGGAACCUGUCCUCUCCUACUCUGCACUUGUUUUACAGUCAAACCAAGAAGAAACACACCAGCUCAGGGGUGGACCAGAUCUUGGGAAAAGGGCAGAUACCCAUGGACAGGAAGAUAAGGGACAGGAUCCUUCCAGAGGGCGAGUCUCUGGAGCAUGACAUGAGCAUGCUGGGCCGUGUGUGUAAGGUAGAGAGACAGGUGCAGUCCAUUGAGUCGAAGUUGGACUCCUUGUUGGAUAUCUACCGUCAAGUUCUCCAGAAAGGCUCUUCCUCAGUACUGGGCCUAUCAGCUCUUCCUCUGUUUGAGCUGGAGCACACCUCAGACUACCACAGCUCCAUUCAGAGCAAAGAUAUCUCCUCCACUCAGCUGAGCAGAAGUGGGAUUUCCCGCUCAGUCAGCGAUAACCUGCCCUGUGGCCUUCAGCUUGUCCUGGCACCCAGUGAGCUCAACGUGGGCACUGGCUUCCCAGCAUCCUCUUCCUCUUUCUCCCCAUCUCCACUGCUUCAGAAUGCACCAUCUAGCCCAGACAGUGUGUACCCAGCUUCCCCUCCUCCCAUCCUCACUCCCAACAACCUCUCCAGAGCUCAUUCCAACUUUCCUGAGCUGACCAGACCUCUUCCUAUGACCACCCCCAACACACACACACUCCAGCUGCCCACUGUGGCUCCACUGCCUCCAAGCAGGCCUUCCAGCAUGAUCUCAGAGACCCUGCAAGAAAGCAGUCCCAAUGCUUGCCUGCUUAACACCCAGACUGAAGCUGUUUCGGACACAGAGGCUAAAUGUUCAGAGAGCACAGUGCAGCUCAGGAGCAGGCAUGAGCGGAGCCCCAAGGAGGAGGGCUCCUGGAGGAGACACUUGAGUCUCGAAAUUAAUCCACUGAGCCUCACAUCUUCGGCAGCAGACAACUCGCUGCAGGCUGAUCGGGCAUUGGGGAAGUCACUCUCUGCACAGAACCUCAUGCUGCCAUCAGGCACAGAGUGCCACCCCAACCUGUCUGCUCGGAGUAGCGGCAGCAGCAACAACGAGUCCAAUGACCGGGAGAUGCUGACAGACUGGGGAGAAACAGAACUCUUCAUCACUGACAAAGAGCUGGCCACCAGCAAGGGGAACUUCAACCUGCUCUCUCAGCAGAGCACAGAUGCCAGCUUCUCAACAGAGCUUGUACAAAUGGUAGCCAGUGGACCAACUCAGAGCCAGACAAGGCCCUCGGGCAGCUCAGAGUCUCUAAGCCUGCCUCACGUCCUUUUAAAGUAACACCAACACACACAGCAGCCUCAGCGUGGAGACUGGACACACGCUGUAAUCCCUUAUUCACUUUUUCCAAAGGAAAGAGGGUGGCAGCUUCACUUCUAGCCUUUUCUAAGUUUCAGCAUCAGUUGGUUAAAAAGAUGUGAUGUUCUCAUAACUUUAUGUUCUUACAUGCCAUUGCAUGGAUAAUUUUGUCAUGAUGGGAAUUUUAAUGAAGUAGAAGGUAUUUAGCAUUACAAGAUGACAUGAAGGAUUAUGGUACUGAAUGAGCUCUGAUCUCAGUCUUGCAUGUGCACUUGCAUGUUUAAAAUGCAACCACACAUAGGAUUGAGAGUAUUUAUGCAUUUAAGGUUAUUAACAGCCUACUCAGUCUUAGAAUUCAUAUUUGAGUCUCCUUUUUUAUACUGUGCUUUAUUCAGAAAUGUAUGUCUUACUCAAGUCAAAUGUUUCACCAGUAAAAUAAAUCAAGCAUAAGCACCAUGCAUAUUUGUCCAAAAAAUAGUUUUAACAGGUUCAAAUAACCAGGGUUAAUUUUCUUUUAUGUGACUGCCUAGAAACCUGCAUCAAUACCAUCAACACUGACUUCUUUAGAUUUUUAUACGUUUUUAUUGUGUAGCCUCACAUAUUACAUAAUUUAUCUCACAUUUGUAUUCUGUUUUAUUCUGUAGCCCACCGCAGUCUUAAAGUCAAUCUAAAAAGCUGCUUACCAUUCUUCUAUUAGCUGGUUAUCAGUAUAAAUUCAAUAAGAAUGUAACACAUAUAUGAUGUCAAUAUCAGUUUGUAUAUCAUGAGACAAGCCUACUUGUGUUGAAGGAUUUCUGGAGCUGUGCAAAGCCUCUGGUACACACUGAGGAUGAUCUUGGCACUGUAGCUUACAACAGUUGGAAGCACAAUUGUUCAAAGAAUUACAAGAAACCUGCAAAUGUGAUGAAAGGUUUUUACAUAAUUCAUAUUUGUAAUCCAGAUAUAUGGACUUGAUGGUACAUUAGACUCUGUUGAUUUGUGUUUCAUUGAUUCACUAUAGAAUACAUAUAUUUGAGUUGCAGAAAAAUAAUGUAGAUUAAUGUUAAUAAAUAACACAUUUUAGUUUAUUUUAAUUUGUAUCUAAAUGCUUCAUUGUGCCUUUUUGCAUAGUUCUUUGGUGUUACCUGUCCUAAUUCUCUUUAUACACGUCCUUUGGGAAUUUGUUAAGAGUUUAGGUUGGGAUAAUUAGACAUUUCUGUCUGAUUGUGUACUAAGCCUUUGUCAUUUUUUGUGUUUGUUUGUUUGUUUGUUUUGCCACUAAUUCAGUAAUUUAUUACACAAAACUGGCCUUAAUAUACAUGCUUGAUAAUGUUACCAUUCUGUCAUGCUGAUUAAUUUAUUUUUAACUAUGUGCACAUAGCAGAGCUGAAGCUCUGGGUUUGAAGAAAAAAAAUGAAAAAAUAAACUUUAUCAUACUUCAAUAAAGAAAUGACUUGAACUCACAGAGAGCAGUUGUGUUUAGUUGUGUUUUU
This is a messenger RNA of Pangasianodon hypophthalmus (striped catfish), 5727 nucleotides long. It is a transcript of the gene kcnq5a, whose product is annotated as potassium voltage-gated channel, KQT-like subfamily, member 5a. The transcript is spliced from 17 exons. The coding region runs from base 1166 to 4237 and encodes 1023 amino acids. Lineage: Eukaryota; Metazoa; Chordata; Actinopteri; Siluriformes; Pangasiidae. Gene Ontology annotation, biological process: transmembrane transport; potassium ion transport. Gene Ontology annotation, molecular function: voltage-gated potassium channel activity. Gene Ontology annotation, cellular component: membrane. The record is from RefSeq and is a predicted model, not a curated record.